UCUAGGCGGAUCGGGAUCCUCCCCUGCCGACUCUUGGGCUGUGCCUUGGCCACCUGUGGGCCCUGAACCUAACCCCUUCCCUUUAGAUCAGGAUUCGGGCUCCUCCCCACAGGAUCUUCAUCCGCUACUUCUUCCCAGUACUUGGAAUCUGACUCAUUCUCCCUAAUUCCAUUGAUCCUGCUCCUUAUAACCCAUAUUCAGACCCCAAAACAUGGGCUGAUUCCUGCCUCCUUACCAAGGGUCCAGGAUACCUCCCCAAGGGUCCCCAGCCUGGGAAAAGAUGGCCCCGCAACCCCCGAGGGGCCUGGUUCCAGGUCUGGUUUGGGGCCUGAGCCUCUUCUUCAGCCUCCCAGGUCCAGUUUGGCUCCAGCCCUCUGCUGUUCCCCAGUCUUCGCCGCCAACUGAGCCCCACCCGUGUCAUACAUGUCGGGGACUGGUCGACAGCUUCAAUAAGGGCUUGGAGAGAACCAUCCGGGACAACUUUGGAGGUGGAAAUACUGCCUGGGAGGAAGAGAAGUUGUCCAAAUACAAAGACAGUGAGACCCGCCUGGUAGAGGUGCUUGAGAACGUGUGCAGCAAGUCAGACUUCGAGUGCCACCGCCUACUGGAGCUGAGUGAGGAGCUGGUGGAGAGCUGGUGGUUUCACAAGCAGCAGGAAGCCCCAGACCUCUUCCAGUGGCUCUGCUCAGAUUCCCUGAAGCUCUGCUGCCCUUCAGGAACCUUCGGGCCCUCCUGCCUUCCCUGUCCUGGGGGCGCAGAGAAGCCCUGCGGUGGCUACGGGCAUUGUGAAGGGGAAGGGACUCGAGGGGGCAGCGGGCACUGUGACUGUCAAGCCGGCUAUGGGGGUGAGGCCUGUGGCCAGUGUGGCCUUGGCUACUUUGAGGCGGAGCGCAACGCCAGCCAUCUGGUAUGUUCGGCUUGUUUUGGCCCCUGUGCCCGCUGCUCAGGACCCGAAGAAUCAAACUGUUUACAGUGCAAGAAGGGCUGGGCCCUGCAUCACCUCAAGUGUGUAGAUAUUGAUGAGUGUGGCACAGAGCGAGCCAACUGCGGAGCUGAUCAAUUCUGCGUGAACACAGAGGGCUCCUACGAGUGCCGAGACUGUGCCAAGGCCUGCCUGGGCUGCAUGGGGGCGGGGCCUGGCCGCUGUAAGAAGUGUAGCCCUGGCUACCAGCAGGUGGGCUCCAAGUGUCUCGAUGUGGACGAGUGUGAGACAGAGGUGUGUCCAGGAGAGAACGAGCGAUGUGAAAACACUGAGGGAAGUUACCGUUGUGUCUGUGCCGAGGGCUACAAACAGAUCGAGGGCAUCUGUGUGAAGGAGCACAUCCCAGAGCCAGCAGGCUUUUUCUCAGAGAUGACGGAGGAUGAGCUGGUGGUGCUGCAGCAAAUGUUCUUUGGUGUUAUCAUCUGUGCACUGGCCACACUGGCUGCCAAGGGUGACUUGGUCUUCACCGCCAUCUUCAUUGGGGCUGUGGCGGCCAUGACCGGCUACUGGUUGUCAGAGCGCAGUGACCGAGUGCUGGAAGGUUUCAUCAAGGGCAGAUAAUCUCUGCCACACUUCUAGGAUCUCCUACCACCCAGGUUGCCUCAAGAAGUCAGGCAUCUCUCCUGCCUGGACAGCUUGAGGCAGCUUGCUUUAUUUUUGAGAAUGGGAUAAGCAGCCCCUACCCGCCUAGGGAGCAGCCUAGGUACCCAGGCCUGGGCCGGUGAAGCCCCUGGGGUAAGGAAGUAUCCCUAAAUGUGAGUGCCGUAAGAUCUUGGCCUUGUGGGGACCAGGCAGGCUUCACAAUGUGUGUGGAUUUUUAAAAGUGUCUCCUUACAGUGGCUGCUAGUGAGCUUGGCCUCUGCCCAGGAUGAGAGGGGAGGUGGGUCCCUUCAGGGAUGAACCCAUCACAGUCUUCUCCUGCCAGCUGCAUGCUGCCAGCUCCUGUUUGGUAUUCACCCCACCACCCCUCAAUCACUGAUUUAUUUAUUCAUCUCAGGAAAUAAAGAAAGGUCUUGGGAAAUGGAGAAACUUAAAUCUUACUACCUGUUCCUCACCCACAAUGGGCUGGUCUAAGCUACUGAGAGCCCAACCCUACCCUUGGGGAAGUUUUCUCAAACCCUGGGAAAUUGAGGGCUGCCCUGGUGAGGGCGUAGAGGAGAGAGGAGAGGCUUGGCCCUGAAGUAGUGUUUAGGAGAAGGGGGAUGGAGGAUGCGGCCUUCAGAAUGGAACUUUCUGGGUUCAGUACCAGCUGUUAUUUGGGCCAGAGGACCCUGGGCAAAUGACUUUUAUCUCUGAACUUCACUGGCAUGAUAAUGCUUUCCACUCAGGCUUAUUAUGAUAAUUAAAUGUGAUGAAAAUGCAGAGCUGAAGACUGUACAACAAAUAGAUGUUCAAUAAAAUAUUGGUAGCCUUACUUCUAAAGCU
Molecule: messenger RNA, 2407 nt
Organism: Artibeus jamaicensis (Jamaican fruit-eating bat)
Lineage: Eukaryota; Metazoa; Chordata; Mammalia; Chiroptera; Phyllostomidae
Gene: CRELD1
Product: cysteine rich with EGF like domains 1
Exons: 11
Coding region: 281-1543 (420 amino acids)
Molecular function (GO): calcium ion binding
Source: RefSeq, a predicted model, not a curated record